AUGGACAAUAAUAAUCUACAAGAUUCAGGAGUGAAGCUGCUCUGCACUGGACUGAUGAAUGUCAAGUGCAAACUGAAGAUACUGAGGCUCAGUAAUUGUGGUCUAACAGAGGAAAGCUGUUCAGCUCUCACUACAGUCCUUAGAUCAAACCCCAAUCUGAAAGAGCUUGACAUGAGCAACAAUAAUCUCCAAGAUUCAGGAGUGAUGCUGCUGUCUGGUGGACUAAAAAAUAACUGCAAACUGGAGAAAUUCAUACUUUCAAACUGCAAUAUCACUGAAGAAGGUUAUAAAGCUCUGGCUUCAGCUCUGAGAUCAAAUCCUUCACACCUGAUAGAGCUGGAUCUCACAGGAAAUGAUCCUGGACAAUCAGGAGUGAAGGAGCUCAGUGAUUUACUACAGGAUCCAAACUGUCAACUGAAGACACUGAGGUUUUUGGGUCCUACUGCAAAUGAAGCUUGUCAAUAUGUGACUGGAAUUGUGGGUAAAAACCCAUUACUCCUGAGAGAACUGAAUCUGAAUGAACAUGAACUAGGAGACACACGAGUGAAUCAGAUUGCUGCUCUACUGCAGGAUAAACACUGUCAACUCCACACACUGACGUGA
Messenger RNA from Labeo rohita (rohu), 603 nucleotides. RefSeq names its product ribonuclease inhibitor-like. The transcript has 4 exons. The record is from RefSeq and is a predicted model, not a curated record. Lineage: Eukaryota; Metazoa; Chordata; Actinopteri; Cypriniformes; Cyprinidae. Gene Ontology annotation, molecular function: protein binding. The coding region runs from base 1 to 603 and encodes 200 amino acids.